Molecule: messenger RNA, 3028 nt
Organism: Carica papaya (papaya)
Lineage: Eukaryota; Viridiplantae; Streptophyta; Magnoliopsida; Brassicales; Caricaceae
Source: RefSeq, a predicted model, not a curated record
CACCCACACUCCAUUUGUAAGAAAGAGAGAGAGAGCGUGUGUGUUAAUGCAGGUGGAGAAUCAAAUGCUUUGUGUAAAGACAUCCCAUUUGCUAUUUCAGUGUUUCUUGUCAUUUAGAGAUGGAGAAAAAAGAGAAAAAUUCCACAAAAUGAAUAUCUUUACAUACUAAAAAGGCCAAGCAAAAACACCUAUAUUGUCUCAAAGAAGAAGAAUCUCUCUUUGGGUUUUGCAUUUUCCAUCUUGGCUUCUCUCUCCCUUUUCCUCUCAACCUCAAAAGUUUCUUUGAAGAAAUCGUUGUUAACUGGUUGAUCAAGAUAUCAGCAUAGUCUCCUCCUAUUUUUAGUAGAAGAGAAGUGUUUUCUGUCAUUCCCAAUGGUCUCAAGGUCAUAUUCUAACCUCUUAGAUCUUGCUUCUGGCAAUUUGCCAAGCCUUGGACGAGAGAAGAAGAGGCUCCCUCGAGUAGCUACUGUUGCUGGGGUUUUGUCUGAGCUAGAUGAUGAUAACAGCAACAGUGUUGGUUCUGAUGCUCCAUCAUCUAUUGCUCAAGAACGGAUGAUCAUUGUGGGAAACCAGCUUCCACUUAAAGCACACAGAAAUUCAGAUGGUGAUGGAGAGUGGAGCUUUAGCUGGGAUGAGGACUCCCUUCUGUUACAGCUCAAAGAUGGUCUGGGGGAAGAUGUUGAAGUAAUCUAUGUUGGUUGUCUUAAGGAAGAAAUUGAUCCUAGCGAGCAUGAUGAUGUGGCACAAAGGUUGCUUGAAAAUUUUAAAUGUGUCCCAGCAUUUCUUCCUCCUGAUCUUUUUAGUAAAUUUUAUCAUGGAUUUUGUAAGCAGCAUCUCUGGCCUUUAUUUCACUACAUGCUUCCUCUAUCACCAGAUCUUGGUGGCCGGUUUGAUAGGUCACUUUGGCAAGCUUAUGUUUCUGUGAACAAGAUAUUUGCAGACAAAGUCAUGGAGGUGAUUAGUCCUGAUGAUGAUUUUGUAUGGGUUCAUGAUUACCAUUUGAUGGUUUUGCCAACCUUUUUGAGAAAGAGAUUUAACAGGGUGAAGCUGGGAUUCUUCCUUCAUAGUCCAUUCCCGUCAUCUGAAAUUUAUCGGACUCUCCCUGUUCGAGAUGAUCUUCUAAAAGCACUUCUCAAUGCCGACCUUAUUGGGUUUCAUACUUUUGAUUACGCCAGGCACUUCCUCUCCUGUUGUAGUAGAAUGCUUGGAAUUUCCUACCAAUCUAAAAGAGGCUACAUAGGUCUUGAGUAUUAUGGCCGCACUGUCAGCAUUAAGAUUCUUCCUGUUGGGAUUCAUAUAGGUCAGCUUCAAUCUGUGCUGAAUCUUCCUGAGACUGAAUCUAAGGUUGCUGAGUUACGAGAUCAAUUUGAAGGUCAAACUGUUUUGCUUGGGGUUGAUGACAUGGAUAUAUUCAAAGGAAUCAGCUUGAAACUUUUGGCCAUGGAGCAACUGCUGAUGCAACAUCCUGAUAAGAGGGGUGAUGUUGUUUUGGUUCAAAUUGCUAAUCCUGCAAGAGUGAGUGGUGCAAUUCGCGUAAAUCCAUGGAACAUAGAUGCUGUAUCUGAAGCUAUGGAUUCUGCCUUACGAGUCUCUGAAGCAGAAAAACAGUUACGGCAUGAGAAGCACUAUCGGUAUGUUAGUACACAUGAUGUUGCUUACUGGGCGCAUAGUUUUCUGCAAGAUCUUGAAAGGGCAUGUAGGGAUCAUAUGCGAAGAAGGUGCUGGGGAAUUGGUUUUGGCUUAGGGUUUCGGGUAGUUGCCUUAGAUCCUAAUUUCAGGAAGCUUUCGGUUGAACACAUUGUUUCAGCCUAUAAGAGGACCAAGAACCGAGCCAUCCUUUUGGAUUAUGAUGGUAUAGCAAUGCAGCCAGGUGCAGUCAGUACAACAACUCUUAAUAUGGAAGCUGUUGAAAUCUUGAACAGCUUGUGCAGAGAUCCCAAGAAUGUUGUCUUCCUCGUUAGUGGGAAAGACAGAGAUAGCCUAGCUGAAGGGUUUUCUUGUUGUGAGAAGCUUGGAAUUGCAGCAGAGCAUGGCUAUUUCGUCAGGGCAAAUCAUGAUGCAGACUGGGAAACUUGCAUUUCAGUGCCAGAUUUUGGCUGGAAACAGGUUGCGGAGCCAGUUAUGAAGUUAUACACUGAAACAACUGAUGGUUCUGCAAUUGAGACUAAAGAGAGUGCUCUUGUUUGGAAUUAUCAAUACGCAGAUCCUGAUUUUGGUUCCUGUCAGGCUAAAGAACUUUUAGAUCACCUAGAAAGUGUUCUUGCAAAUGAGCCUGUUUCUGUCAAGAGUGGCCAACACAUAGUGGAAGUUAAACCUCAGGGUGUCAACAAGGGUCUGGUAGCAGAACAUCUACUUGUAACAAUGAAGCAGAAGGGAGUCCUUCCAGAUUUUGUUCUGUGUAUUGGGGAUGAUCGUUCAGAUGAGGAUAUGUUCGAGGUGAUAAUGAGUGCAAGGAAUGGUCCCUCACUCUCUCCAGUAGCUGAAGUAUUUGCAUGCACUGUUGGCCAGAAACCAAGCAAGGCCAAGUACUACUUGGAAGAUACAACUGAGAUUUUGAGAAUGUUGCAGGGCCUUGCCAAUGCUUCGGAGCAGGCUGCUAGAAAUGCUUCACAAGUUUCUCAGAAAGAGGUCAUCGACAGAGAUUAAUUUUUCCGAAAUGUAGAUUGGAUUAUCUUAUGUAGAAGAUCCCAAUCUCUAGCUAUUUGGCUCUCUGAUUGGGUUCAGACACAGAAGUAUUUGAGGUUUGGGUCUCUCUCUCUGUUAUAGAAAUAGAACAUUUUGAAGUUCUGACUGCAACUGGAUGAUCCGCACCCAUUGAGUUCACAGUAUUUUAGAGAUGGGUUUUAGUCUCCUUUCAUCUGUAGUUUAUAUUGGAUUGCAGAGAAGAGUAAGUAAAUACAUAGAAGAAACUUUUGAGAUGCUCUAGCAUUUGAGUUUGUAAAGAUUGGCAUUGGGAAUGAGACUGAUCCUAGCAGGCUCUUCUCUGCUUGAUAUAUCUGCAAAUGAUGAUAAUAAACUCUUACCCACA